AUGGUUCGUGCGACGGUGUGCACUCAGGGCCAUCGCUACAUGCCAUGCAUGCCGCUGUAUCCGAACCAGCUGGGCACCCACAUGAUUGCUUGCGGCAGACCCAGGUUCGAAUGCAAUUCCUGCAGUAUGCAGCGGGACAGUGUGGAUGGAAACCUUUCACAUUGCACUGCCGGGUGCGUUGGCCGGUGUCAGCUGCAGACAGGGGAGUUUGCACAGUCCCUUGAAGAACACUUUGAGGUGAUCCCUGAUCACGUGGCAUCAAAAGAGGCCUACAAGCAACAGAAGGACAUUGAAAUGCUGCAGAAGAUGCAGGAGGAGGAAUGA
Durusdinium trenchii is the source of this 324-nucleotide messenger RNA. The record is from the annotation of a GenBank genome assembly. Lineage: Eukaryota; Dinophyceae; Suessiales; Symbiodiniaceae.